UUACCAUUUCUAUUUAUUCCAUAAAAACCUCAGGUUAUUAAAUAAGCAAACCAACCAUGUCUAAGGAAAAGGAAGCUUGUGAAAUAUUGGCCGAGGCUGAAAAACUUUCAAAAUCGGGGACGGGAUUUUUCUCGCAAUUAUUCGGAGGUUCAAUGAAGCUUGAAGAUGCUUGCGACAAAUAUGUGAAGGCUGGGAACUUAUUUAAGAUGGGGAAGAAAUGGAGUGAAGCAGGAGCUGCGUUCCGCAAGUCGGCCGACAUCCGUGAAAAACUCGCGAACAAACAUGAGUCAGCGUCGAACCUCGUUGACGCGGCAGGUUGUUACAAAAAGUCCGAGCCGGAGCAAGCGAUCACUUGCUUAGCAAGAGCAAUAGACAUCUUCACUGACAUGGGUCGUUUCACCAUCGCUGCCAAACAUCAUAUGUCGAUCGCCGAACUUUACGAGGCUGAUGCUUUGAACAUUGAGAAAGCAAUCGCCCAUUAUGAAAAGGCCGCUGAUUACUAUGAUGGCGAAGACUCGAAGAGCAGUGCCAACAAAUGUUGGUUAAAAGUUGCUGCUUACGCUGCUCAGUUGCAACAAUAUACCAAAGCCAUCGAACUUUAUGAGAGGGUCGCUCUCACCUCUAUAGAAAGCCCAUUGUUGAAAUAUGCAGCCAAGGAAUAUAUGUUUAAAGCUACAUUAUGUCAGUUCUGUUUGGGAUGCAGUGGUGUAGACGCAAGACAAGCAAUAGAGAAGUAUGAGGAAUGGAUGCCAGCCUUCGAGGAUAGCAGGGAAUGCAAGUUGGUUAAGAAGUUGAUUGAAGCUUACGAGAACAACUCAGCUGAUGGAUUCGCUGAAGCUAUUGCUGAAUAUGAUAAAGUAACAAGGAUAGAUGAAUGGCUGACGACAAUUCUGCUGCGAAUCAAGAAGACAAUCGCAGGGGGGGACGAAGAUAUUGAUAAUAUGUGAUUUCUAUUAUUUACUGCACUAAUUUAUGAUCCGCAGAAAUGGCUGUGGGGUUUAUGGAUUGUCUGUUUCACCCCACGCCUAAUGUUGUUAAUUAUAAAUCUAAUAUUAUAAAAUAUAAAGUUAGCAAAUACUUCAUUUAUUACACUAAUUCGGACAAUUAAUGUGAAAUAACAGAGAAAUUAUUGAGACAUUAUUUUCGAAUUUCGGGUGUAAACAUAUUUGCAAAUAUUAAACGACUGAAUUUCCAUUUUUGAAGAGCAAUAGUGUAGGAUAAAAAACCUGUUAUUUAAUUAACUUUUGAUGUUCCUGAUGUCAAUGUUGUAUCUUUAUCUGUUUGUAAUUAGCGUUGUUUGUAAAUUAAGACUUUCUGGCUUUUUUUUUCUUAAAGCCAGCAUAUUUCAUUAUGUAUUCUAAUAGUUCUUGUAGCUUGGGUGGUCAUAUUGAUUGAAUGUGUUCAACCAUAUAUAAAUAUUAAUUAAUUCUAUUAAUAUUACACCAUAUUUGGUUAUGGCAACUAUAAAGAUUUGGUGAAAUGAUUGAUUCUGUGUAUUUUUGCAUUAUUCCAUCUGCAUUUCAAAUUGCUUGAACAAUAUUUACAAGGAUUUAUUUUUGUAGCAAGAUUUAACUUGAUUUUCAGUGUUUCCUGAAAUCGAAAAAUAACUGAAACAAGACUUGUAUCCAUCUGUGAUUUAAAUUGCAUCAAUUUUUGGCAAGAUUUGUGAACACUGAUAAAGCAGCAACAUUUUGCAGCUUUGAGUUUAGACGAAAAUGCUAAUUUUGCUUCAACCUAAUUUUGACCAUGUUAUAUAUAUUUAUGUAGUACCCUGAUGUUAUGUGUUGCGUUACACGUGCAAUGUAUACCAGACACAAUAUUUGUGUAAAUUGUGUUUGGUGGGAAUUGUUUUAUUAAUAUACAAUGACAUAAUUUGUUUAUUACAAGGAAACGCAAAAGGUG
Ciona intestinalis (vase tunicate) is the source of this 1902-nucleotide messenger RNA. Its product is annotated as alpha-soluble NSF attachment protein-like. Gene Ontology annotation, cellular component: SNARE complex; vacuolar membrane. Gene Ontology annotation, molecular function: soluble NSF attachment protein activity; syntaxin binding. The record is from RefSeq and is a predicted model, not a curated record. Gene Ontology annotation, biological process: intracellular protein transport; SNARE complex disassembly. NCBI's taxonomy places the organism in Eukaryota, Metazoa, Chordata, Ascidiacea, Phlebobranchia, Cionidae.